ACACGCACGUGAUCAUCAUCAACAACACACACCACCUCAACAAUCCCUCUUCUUCUCCGAAACUUUCCAAAAAAAUUUCCACAAACAAAUCAAUUCCCAAAAUUCAUUUAUAUCCACACCAAAUUAAUAAAUAAAAAAAAAAAAAAAAAAAAAAAAAAAAAAUGCUAAAUCGCCAUGCACCCCACUCCCCCAUAAUUCUAGACAUAACAAUAAUCUCAGCUCACGGCCUCAAAAACAAUCCGGCGGCGGCGGCGUUUGCCACUUUCUGGCGACGUCUCCGCCCCUACGUCACCAUCAGCGUAGUGGGCGACGGCGACGGGACAAUGCAUAGAACUCGAGUCGACGAUAAGGGGGGCGUGAAUCCUACAUGGGGGGACAAGUUUCGAUUAUUCCUCGACCCGAGUUUUUUCGAACAAAGUUAUCGCGGGAUUUACCUGCAGCUAUACACGAAGCGUCUUUUGAUCGGGAGGACUUUGCUCGGGUGGUGCGUAAUUCCGGCUGCCGAUAUAUUUGAUCAGCCGCUGCCCAUCGGGUGCGCUCGGUUCUUGAGUUACCGGCUGAGGGCGCGGGACGGAUCGAGAGGGCACGGCAUUGUUAAUGUGUCGGUGAAAGUCGAGCAGCCCCCCGGGGGUACGGUUUCGAAUGACCUGCAAGAAAUGUUCGAUGGAAAUCAGUUCGCGAUUGGAAUUCCGGUAAAUAUCGUGUUAAUGUGAUCGCAAUCUUGUCGUGUAUAGAAGCAAACAACGGCAAAUUGAUUUACGAUAGAUUAUGGACAAGAUAUACAAUAUGCAUUAGUGUUCGCGACGAGUGUCUGUUUUUUUUUUCUGAAAAUUGCAUUGUGAACAAAGAAUCUUGGAUUGAUCGUGUGACAUCGAUGUGAAUCUGAAUUUCAGUGUAUUUAUCAGGCAACAAAUUGCGCGGCAUG
Messenger RNA from Andrographis paniculata, 925 nucleotides. RefSeq lists its product as uncharacterized. The transcript has a single exon. Lineage: Eukaryota; Viridiplantae; Streptophyta; Magnoliopsida; Lamiales; Acanthaceae. Bases 162 to 713 code for a protein of 183 amino acids. Gene Ontology annotation, biological process: defense response. The record is from RefSeq and is a predicted model, not a curated record.